AAUUCGAGUCACCACGUCGGACGUGCCAUCAAUGCUGCGUGCUGGACAUUAUUCUCAGUACCGCCCGCUCUUAACCUCGUGACCACACUGCCUUCGUCAUGGAUUAAUUCAGAUCUGACAAUAUUGGUGGACUGAAGAAUAGAGAGAUGUCGCUUCGGCUAUCUGCAUUAUCUUGUUUAUACAUGGAUCGCGGUCGUGUCCACCGGUUCUACCUCGAAUGUCAAGAACAAUGUCGAUUUCGACGCCAAUACAACUGGGUUUCAAUCUUAGCGGUGGACCGUGGCUUUUGACUAACUGAUAUGGACGCGUUUGAGGAACGGAAAAGUCGAGCAAACUGGCGCCCACAAGUCGCGCUAGCUGCUAUAAGUCCGGCCACGGUGGACGGAAAUCCAUACGCAACUCAAGACCGAGUCACUCGCUUUACCUCAAGAAUCCCCCGCUUUCAUUCAUCCCGCCUACUUUUCGCUGCUACUCUCUACGAUGUUCACUCGCCCUUAUGCUUUCAACCAAGCGGGUAGGGUGUCCUCUCCUUUUACGCCUCGGCGGUCUGGGCAUCCAGCUGGUCUUGGAUUUUCUAACCGCAUGAAGCCCUGCUUCAAUCUGUUCCAAGGACCGCAAUUUCAACACACUCCUUCGCCCCAACCCAGCCCAUUUACUAGUCCGGUUCGAGGGGGCGCGUCGCCCUUGGCUGAUGACGAUGCCCCACCAAAAAAAUCCAUUUUCGAUGAGUUUCCUAUGUUUGCAUCGCCGAAACGCGUUGUCAAUCCAGGACAUCCUCACAAUUGGUUCCAACCCAAGAAACCUUCCCCUCCUGCUGCGCAUGCGCAUGCACCUGCACCUGCCACUGCCAACCCUCCUCUGUCCGUUAAACCUUCUCCUCGCAAGCGCUUCGGUUACAAGCGACUAUCGAUAAAUCGCGAGGCUGCUCGCUCUUGCCUCCGAAACUGUCAUGGCCAAGAGAGAAUACGACAGAAGAAGAUUGCCCGUCACGAACGCCUCGCUGCGCGAGCCCGUGCUGACCUCCAACGUAUGCGCGACGAAGUGGAGAACACAAUGCACAGUACUCUCAUAACAAACGAAGACAAAAUUUUUGCGCAACAACUCCGGAGGUUGCACCUCGACUCGGUUUUCCGCAAUAAUCUCAGUCGCUACCGCGACACAGCCGAGCGAGCUGAAGAUGAAACGCCACAGAGACUCGAAGCGCAUGCCGAGAUGGAAAGCGAUGCGGAGCGCUUGAGGGAACAAGCCAAGAAGGAUGCCGAGAGGCAAGAGGAACUUCGCAUCAUCCGUAAAAUGCGUGAAGAGAAGGAAAAGAAGAGGCAGGAGGAAGAAAGAGUUCGUGUCGAGGAGGCACGUCGACGUGCCCGUGAAGACAGAGAGAAAUUGGAGGAACAACAGCGGAAGGCCAGGGAAGCCCGAGAGCGUGAGGCUAGGGAACGUGAGGCCAGGGGACGCGAAGCCCGAGAACGUGAGGCCAGAGAACGCGAGGCCAGGGAACGCGAAGCUAGGCAACGUGAGGCUCGGGAACGUGAAGCCAGGGAACACGAGGCUAGAGAACGGGGAGCUCGUGAACGUGAAGCCAAGGAACGCCAAGCAAGGGAACGAAAAGCACGGGAACGAGCUGAAGCAGCACAUCGUGCUGAGGAGAACCCCCGAGCACUCCAACAGUUGUUCGCUCUUUAUGAAGCGAAGUGGGCCGAACUCAAGACUAACCACACGCUGUCUUCCAUCGACGUCAGGGAACUGCCUUGGCCAAGUCUCGUAUUGAAGCACUUCACGGCGCAGGAGAUCACGCGCGAAGAUGUCCUCACCUUCAUCUUCCAUCCUCUUCGUCCUUGCCCGAUGCAGAAGUCGGCGAAGGAUAGAGUCAGGGUGGAAGUAUUACGGUUCCAUCCUGACAAGUUUAACGUUCUCGUACUUCCGAAGGUCAGAGAAGAUCAUCGAGCGGUCGCGCAGGAGCUAGCUGGCGCCGCAGUGCGGGCGUUGACUACGAUAAUGGCAGAAUCAGAUUAGAUGGUUUUAGACAAUUACUGUGCCACUCAUUGAUCUAACAGUAUUCAGUUGUGAAGCAUGACUAGAAUAUAUACUUGGUGUUUAACGAGACGUCUAGAUUGAUUCAAUCGAUGACAUACACUACCCGUACCAACGGAAGACGUAAU
This is a messenger RNA of Pisolithus orientalis, 2159 nucleotides long. RefSeq lists its product as uncharacterized. The transcript has a single exon. Bases 481 to 2013 code for a protein of 510 amino acids. The record is from RefSeq and is a predicted model, not a curated record. NCBI's taxonomy places the organism in Eukaryota, Fungi, Basidiomycota, Agaricomycetes, Boletales, Pisolithaceae.